Messenger RNA from Gracilinanus agilis (Agile Gracile Mouse Opossum), 4466 nucleotides. It is a transcript of the gene SBNO1, whose product is annotated as strawberry notch homolog 1. The record is from RefSeq and is a predicted model, not a curated record. Gene Ontology annotation, cellular component: nucleus. The transcript has 31 exons. Bases 16 to 4191 code for a protein of 1391 amino acids. NCBI's taxonomy places the organism in Eukaryota, Metazoa, Chordata, Mammalia, Didelphimorphia, Didelphidae. Gene Ontology annotation, molecular function: chromatin DNA binding; histone binding. Gene Ontology annotation, biological process: regulation of DNA-templated transcription.
CUUUUUUAUUUAAAGAUGGUGGAGCCAGGACAAGACUUGUUGCUUGCUGCUUUGAGUGAAAGUGGAAUUAGUCCAAAUGAUCUUUUUGAUAUUGAUAGUGGAGAUCCAGGCCUUGCAACCCCAACACCCACUCCACCUGUUCAGCAGUCAGUGCCACUUAGUGCAUUAGAACUAGGCUUGGACACUGAGGCAACAGUUCCUGUUAAACAAGAACCAGAGACUGUAUCUACUCCAGCACUAUUAAAUGUUAGGCCACAACCACCAUCUACUACAACUUUUGUACUUAAUCAGAUAAAUCAGCUUCCAACUUUGGGAACCACAAUUGUAAUGACUAAAACCACACCAGUAACGACUACAAGGCAAACAAUAACUUUAACAAAAAUUAUCCAGACUAGCACAAACACACGACCUUCGGUUUCAGCACCAGCCGUCCGUAAUGCCUUGACCUCCACACCUUCAAAGGACCAGAUCCAGCUGAAAGAUCUGCUGAAAAAUAAUAGUCUUAAUGAACUCAUGAAACUGAAGCCGCCUGCUAACAUUGCUCAGCCAGUGGCAACAGCAGCCACUGAUGUCAGCAAUGGAACAGUCAAAAAAGAAGCUUCUAAUAAGGAAGUUGCACGAAUAUGGAUAAAUGAUAUAAAAAUGAGAAGUUUUUCUCCCACUAUGAAAGUACCAGUGGUUAAAGAUGAAGAAGAACCAGAGGAAGAAGAUGAAGAAGAAAUGGGCCAUGCAGAAACCUAUGCAGAGUAUAUGCCAAUAAAAUUGAAAAUUGGCCUUAGGCACCCUGAUGCAGUAGUGGAAACCAGCUCUUUAUCCAGUGUCACACCCCCUGAUGUUUGGUACAAAACAUCCAUAUCUGAAGAAAGCAUUGAUAAUGGCUGGUUGUCAGCAUUACAACUUGAAGCUAUCACAUAUGCAGCCCAGCAACAUGAAACAUUUCUACCUAAUGGAGAUCGAGCUGGAUUCUUGAUAGGUGAUGGUGCUGGUGUAGGAAAAGGGAGAACUAUAGCUGGAAUAAUUUAUGAGAAUUACCUUUUGAGUAGAAAAAGAGCAUUAUGGUUUAGUGUAUCAAAUGAUUUAAAAUAUGAUGCUGAAAGAGAUUUGAGGGACAUUGGAGCAAAAAACAUUUCGGUUCAUUCAUUAAAUAAGUUUAAAUAUGGAAAAAUUUCUUCCAAACAUAAUGGGAGUGUAAAAAAGGGCGUUAUUUUUGCUACCUAUUCUUCUCUCAUUGGUGAAAGUCAGUCUGGUGGUAAAUACAAAACAAGAUUAAAGCAGCUUCUACAUUGGUGUAGUGAUGACUUUGAUGGAGUGAUAGUAUUUGAUGAAUGCCACAAAGCCAAAAACUUAUGUCCUGUUGGUUCUUCCAAGCCGACCAAGACAGGCUUAGCUGUGCUGGAACUGCAGAACAAAUUGCCAAGAGCCAGAGUUGUUUAUGCUAGUGCCACUGGUGCUUCUGAACCAAGGAACAUGGCCUAUAUGAACAGACUUGGAAUAUGGGGUGAAGGAACUCCAUUUAGAGAAUUCAGUGAUUUCAUUCAAGCUGUAGAACGAAGAGGUGUCGGUGCCAUGGAAAUAGUUGCUAUGGAUAUGAAGCUGAGAGGCAUGUACAUCGCCAGGCAGUUGAGCUUUACUGGUGUGACCUUCAAAAUUGAAGAAGUUCUCCUUUCCCAGAGCUAUGUUAGAAUGUAUAAUAAAGCAGUGAAACUGUGGGUAAAUGCCAGAGAGAGAUUUCAGCAAGCAGCAGAUCUUAUAGAUGCAGAGCAGCGAAUGAAGAAAUCUAUGUGGGGACAGUUCUGGUCUGCUCAUCAGAGGUUUUUCAAAUACCUGUGUAUAGCAUCCAAAGUUAAGAGGGUCGUGCAGCUGGCACGAGAAGAAAUCAAGAAUGGAAAAUGUGUUGUAAUUGGUCUGCAGUCAACAGGAGAAGCUCGAACUUUAGAAGCCUUAGAAGAGGGUGGAGGAGAGUUAAAUGACUUUGUGUCAACAGCCAAAGGGGUAUUACAGUCACUCAUUGAAAAACACUUUCCAGCUCCAGACAGGAAAAAACUCUUUAGUUUGCUUGGAAUUGAUUUGACUGCUCAGAGUAACAACAGUUCACCCAGAGAUAGUCCUUGUAAGGAGAAUAAAGUCAAGAAACGAAAAGGAGAAGAAAUUAGCAGAGAGGCCAAAAAAGCACGGAAAGUUGGUGGCCUUACUGGAAGCAGUUCUGAUGAUAGUGGAAGUGAGUCCGAUGCCUCUGAUAAUGAAGAAAGUGACUAUGAGAGUUCAAAAAAUAUGAGUUCUGGAGAUGAUGAUGAUUUCAACCCAUUUCGGGACGAAUCUAGUGAAGAUGAUGAAGAUGAUCCUUGGUUAAUCAGAAAAGACCACAAGAAAAGCAAAGAGAAAAAAAAGAAAAAAAGUAUUGAUCCAGAUUCUAUUCAAAGUGCCUUAUUAGCGUCAGGUCUGGGAUCAAAACGACCAAGUUUUUCUUCUACAUCUCUUGUCACUACUCCUAAUAAUACACAAGCUAACAGUAAUAGUAACAGCAACAGCCUUGUAACAAGUCAGGAUGCUGUUGAAAGAGCCCAGCAGAUGAAGAAAGAUUUAUUAGACAAAUUGGAAAAAUUAGCUGAAGAUCUUCCUCCUAAUACAUUGGAUGAACUUAUUGAUGAGCUUGGUGGCCCAGAGAAUGUGGCAGAGAUGACUGGACGAAAGGGGAGAGUAGUAAGCAAUGAUGAUGGAAGCAUCUCUUAUGAGUCAAGGUCUGAAGCUGAUGUUCCAGUGGAAAUUCUGAAUAUAACAGAAAAGCAGAGAUUUAUGGAUGGGAAUAAGAAUAUUGCCAUUAUCUCAGAAGCUGCCAGUUCAGGUAUUUCAUUACAAGCAGAUCGACGAGCUAAAAAUCAAAGGCGAAGAGUACAUAUGACUUUGGAAUUGCCUUGGAGUGCUGAUAGGGCCAUUCAGCAAUUUGGAAGAACUCAUAGAUCAAACCAAGUUACUGCUCCAGAAUACGUAUUUCUGAUUUCUGAAUUGGCUGGAGAACAAAGAUUUGCAUCUAUAGUUGCUAAAAGACUAGAGAGUUUGGGGGCGCUCACACAUGGUGACCGAAGAGCAACAGAAUCUAGAGAUUUGAGCAGGUUCAACUUUGAUAACAAGUAUGGUAGAAAUGCUUUGGAAAUUGUUAUGAAAUCCAUUGUGAACCUCGAUUCCCCAAUGGUAUCACCACCUCCUGACUAUCCAGGAGAAUUCUUCAAAGAUGUCCGACAAGGAUUGAUAGGAGUGGGCCUUAUAAAUGUAGAAGACCGCUCUGGAAUUUUGACUCUUGAUAAAGAUUACAAUAAUAUUGGAAAAUUCCUAAAUCGUAUUUUGGGUAUGGAGGUCCACCAGCAGAAUGCCUUGUUUCAGUAUUUUUCAGACACACUUAAUGCAGUUAUACAAAAUGCCAAAAAGAAUGGUAGAUAUGAUAUGGGUAUUUUAGAUCUUGGUUCUGGAGAUGAGAAGGUGAGGAAAACAGAUGCUAAGAAAUUUCUAACUCCGGGAUAUUCAACCUCAGGCCAUGUUGAACUUUACACAAUCAGUGUAGAGAGAGGAAUGUCAUGGGAAGAAGCCACCAAGAUUUGGGCUGAACAGACAGGACCAGAUGAUGGCUUUUAUUUAUCGCUGCAAAUAAGAAAUAAUAAGAAAACUGCCAUCCUGGUGAAAGAAGUGAACCCUAAAAAGAAGCUUUUCUUAGUUUAUAGACCAAAUACUGGGAAACAGCUGAAAUUAGAGACUUUGGCUGAUCUGAAAAAGAAGUAUAAGAAGGUAGUUUCAGAUGAUGCCUUGGCUCACUGGUUAGAUCAGUAUAAUUCAUCUGCAGAUACAUGUACUCAUGCAUACUGGAGAGGCAAUUGCAAAAAAGCAAGUUUGGGAUUAGUUUGUGAAAUAGGUCUUCGAUGCCGCACCUAUUAUGUUUUAUGUGGUUCUGUGCUGAGUGUUUGGACAAAAGUUGAGGGAGUUCUAGCGUCUGUCAGUGGCACAAAUGUGAAGAUGCAGAUAGUUCGGCUACGAACUGAGGAUGGACAGCGAAUUGUGGGUUUGAUCAUUCCUGCAAAUUGUGUGUCUCCCCUUGUAAAUCUUCUGUCAACAUCAGACCAGUCCCAGCAACUCGCAGUUCAGCAGAAGCAGAUAUGGCAGCAGCAUCACCCACAGAGCAUCACCAAUUUGAACAACUUGUAAAGGAAUAGACUACAGGUUUUGACAUGGAUGUUUCUGGAAAAGCUAUCCAAGCAUAUCAUUUGCAUAAAAAUCAGGGACAGAUUCCAAAGAAUUUUUUCAGUUGCGCUCUCUCUGAUAAUAUUUUGAGAAUGAGGAGGUACCUGGAAAAGAUGGCCAAACUGAGACUCAGCGAUGCUGACGGUGGUGCAAAUGUCCUUCCCGACAUAGGCUUUUCCUCUAGUCCUACAGUACUUAACUUCCCAUUUGCUUUGACUUUGGGCAAGCCGGGGUGUCUU